Messenger RNA from Alosa sapidissima (American shad), 9385 nucleotides. RefSeq names its product filamin-C-like. Lineage: Eukaryota; Metazoa; Chordata; Actinopteri; Clupeiformes; Clupeidae. Gene Ontology annotation, biological process: actin cytoskeleton organization. The transcript is spliced from 47 exons. Gene Ontology annotation, molecular function: actin filament binding. The record is from RefSeq and is a predicted model, not a curated record. The coding region runs from base 403 to 8655 and encodes 2750 amino acids.
UACCCUUUCAAUUUCAAAAAGAGACUCGACUCUCCACUACUGAUCAACGCAUACAGCUACUUCUCUCACCUGCCACGAAGAUUCAUUCUACAGAAAGACAGGCUCCAGCUCGAAAGUGUCCAUUAAGAAGUAGAGACUACAUUUGUCAAGAUACUGCCAAUUAAAAAACGGGGACAGGCUGCCUUGUAAACUGUAAAUCGGAUUAUUUCAUUCAUCAUUGUCGUGACAUAAGUGUCCUCUUAACAAGUACAUCCGAAAAGUCUUUCGUUUUUUGUCAAUCUCUUCCAAGCUCUGAACUUUUCACUGCGGGGACGCGCUUGACACCGCUUUGUAAAACUACAGCGCAGUCAAUUUCACACUUCGGUAUUACAUCGGUAUAAAAGGGCCAAGACAACCGCCAAGAUGAUGAGCAACAACACACACUACGACGACCAGCUGCCGCCUCAGUACUACCAGGGCACCGAUUUCGGGGAAGAAGAGGACGACGAGAUGCCGGCCACAGAGAAAGACCUCGCGGAAGAUGCGCCAUGGAAGAAGAUUCAGCAGAACACCUUCACCAGGUGGUGCAACGAACACCUGAAGUGCGUCAACAAGAGCAUCAACGACCUCCAGAGAGAGUUGGGCGACGGGCUCAAGUUGAUAUCUCUCCUGGAAGUUUUGAGCCAGAAGAAAAUGUACAGAAAGCAUCACACUAGACCAAACUUCAGACAAAUGAAAUUGGAAAAUGUUUCGGUGGCGUUGGAAUUUCUUGAAAGGGAACACAUCAAGUUGGUAUCGAUUGACAGCAAGGCCAUUGUGGAUGGGAACCUGAAGCUGAUUCUGGGUCUGAUCUGGACCCUCAUCCUCCACUACUCCAUCUCCAUGCCCAUGUGGGAAGACGAGGAUGACGAGGAUGCCAAGAAGCUGACCCCCAAGCAGAGGCUCCUGGGAUGGAUCCAGAACAAAGUGCCCCAGCUUCCCAUCACCAACUUCAACAAGGACUGGCGGGAUGGCAAGGCCCUGGGAGCCCUGGUGGACAACUGUGCCCCCGGUCUCUGUCCUGACUGGGAGACCUGGGACCCAAACAAGCCUGUGGAUAAUGCAAGAGAAGCCAUGCAGCAGGCAGAUGACUGGCUGGGUGUUCCACAGGUUAUUGCUCCUGAGGAAAUUGUGGACCCCGACGUAGAUGACCAGUCAGUCAUGACCUACCUGUCCCAGUUCCCAAAGGCCAAGCUCAAGCCUGGUGCCCCCAUCAAGGCCAGACAGCUGUUCCCCAAAAAUGCCAAAGCUUAUGGACCAGGUAUUGAACCCCAUGGUAACAUGGUGCUCAAGCCUGCAGAAUUCACAGUGGAAACAGUUGAGGCCGGACAGGGUGAAAUCAUUGUAUAUGUUGAGGAUCCGGAGGGCCACACUGAGGAGGCUAAAGUUGUUGCCAACAAUGACCCAAAAAGGACAUACUCUGUGUGCUAUGUGCCUAGAGUUGCUGGUCCUCACAAGGUUAAGGUGCUUUUCGCUGGUCAGGACAUUGAUAAGAGCCCCUUCCUAGUGAAUGUAGGAAAAGCCAUGGGCGACCCCAACAAAGUUCAGGCCCGAGGUCCAGGGCUGGAGCCGGUUGGCAAUGUGGCUGCCAAACCAACUUACUUUGACAUUUACACAGCAGGUGCGGGGGAGGGAGAUGUUGGAGUGGUCAUUGUCGACCCUCAAGGCCGUAGGGACACAGUGGAGGUGAUGCUGGAGAACAAAGGUGAUAAUGUGUACCGCUGCACCUACAAGCCCAUGAUGGAGGGCCCCCACACCAUCCACGUCACAUUUGCUGGGCAACCCAUCCCCAAGAGCCCCUUCCCAGUGCAGAUCGCUGAAGCUCCCGCGAGUGCCUCUCCCGCGAGGCCCCCGGUGCAGAUUCUCCCGCAGGCGGUGCGCACCCCACCCGUGGAUAAGCCUAAGAAAGGUGCACCCAAAGUGCCACCCAAACCUGGCCGACCAACCAGCAACGCUAAUGCCUGCAGGGCUACUGGCCGUGGCCUUCAGCCCAAAGGGGUGAGAGUGAAGGAGGUGGCUGACUUCAAGGUCUUCACCAAGGGAGCUGGAACUGGAGAGCUCCAGGUCAACGUGAAGGGUCCAAAUGGAGCAGAGAUUCCUGUGAAGGUGCGCGAUGCUGGGGAUGGUGUGUAUGAAUGUGACUACCAGCCUUUACUGCCUGGAAAAUACACAGUCAUGGUCACCUGGGGAGGACAGCCCAUCCCACGCAGCCCUUUCGAGGUUGAGGUCGGAGUUGAGGCAGGCCAGCAGAAAGUCCGUGCCUGGGGUCCUGGCCUUGUGACCGGCAUGGUGGGCAAGUCAGCUGACUUUGUGGUGGAGGCCAUCGGCACCGAAGUUGGAACACUGGGCUUCUCCAUUGAGGGUCCAUCUCAGGCCAAGAUUGACUGUGAUGACAAGGGCGACGGCUCCUGCGAUGUGCGUUACUGGCCCACCGAGCCCGGCGACUACGCCGUCCAUGUCAUCUGUGACGACGAGGACAUCAAGGACAGCCCUUUCAUCGCUCACAUCCUCCCAGCAGCCAACGACGUCUUCCCCGAGAAGGUAAAAGCCUUUGGACCAGGACUUGAACCUACUGGCGUCAUCAUCAACAAGCCUGCUGAAUUCACCAUUGAUGCCAGGCAAGCUGGAAACGGCAAACUCAAGAUCUACGCUCAGGAUGCAGAGGGCUGUGUCAUUGACAUUCAAAUCACUGAAAAGGGUGAUGGCACCUUCUUCUGUGUGUACAUCCCAACCAAGCCAAUCAAACACACCAUCAUCAUCACCUGGGGUGAGGUCAAUGUUCCCAACAGCCCCUUCAGGGUUUUGGUUGGUGAAGGAUGCCAUCCAGAAAAAGUUAAGGUCUAUGGACCAGGUGUGGAGAAGACUGGCUUGAAAGCCAAUGAGCCCACCUACUUCACUGUUGACUGCAGCGAGGCAGGCCAAGGUGAUGUCAGUAUUGGAAUCAAAUGUGCCCCUGGAGUGGUUGGACCUGCUGAGGCAGACAUCGACUUUGACAUUAUCAAGAACGACAACGACACAUUCACUGUCAAAUACACACCCCCUGCUGCUGGGCGUUAUACCAUUAUGGUCCUGUUCGCUGAUCAGGAAAUACCCACUAGCCCAUACAAGGUGAAGGUGGACCCAUCUCAUGAUGCAGGCAAAGUGAGAGCAGAGGGGCCUGGACUCAACAAGACAGGCGUGGAGGUGGGCACACCAACUCAUUUCACCAUCUACACCAAGGGCGCAGGAAAGGCCAAGCCCGAGGUCAACUUCACUGCAGCCGUCAAAGGAGAGGCUGUGAAGGACUUCGAGAUCAUCGACAACCACGACUACUCGUACACCGUCAAGUACACUGCCCUUUAUCAGGGGAACCUGAGCAUCUCCGUCACCCACGGAGGAGACCCCAUUCCCAAGAGCCCUUUCAACAUCACCGUGGCCCCUCCUCUGGAUACCAGCAAGGUUAAGGUGCAAGGACUCAACGAGAGAGUUGAGGUUGCAAAGGAUCAGGAGUUCACUGUGAACAGCAAAGGAGCCGGCGGUCAGGGGGAGGUCGGCGUGAAAAUGACCUCACCCUCUGGCCGUCCAAUCCCAUGCAAGCUUGAAUCAGACAAGGCUAAUGAAUCUACCAAUGUGAAGUACAUCCCACCCGAGGAGGGCCCCUACAAGGUGGACGUCACCUACGAUGGGAACCCAAUUCCAGGGAGCCCUUUUGCUGUGGAGGCACUUAUGCCAGCAGACCCCUCAAAGGUACGUGCUUAUGGUCCAGGAUUGCAGGGUGGCAUUGUGGGUCAACCAGCACCUUUUGGCAUCGACACCAAGGGUGCCGGUGCCGGCGGUCUGGGCCUGACUGUGGAGGGGCCCUGCGAGGCUAAAAUUGAGUGCCAGGACAACGGCGAUGGCACCUGCUCCGUUUCCUAUCUGCCCACUGAGGCUGGAGACUACAACAUCAAUAUCCUCUUUGGUGAAGCUCAUAUCCCUGGCUCGCCUUUCAAGGCCAAGGUGCGCCCUGCUCUGGACGCCAGCAAGGUAGUGGCCAAGGGGCCGGGCCUGGAGCGGGCGAAGGCCGGCGAGGUCGCCACCUUCACCGUGGACUGCACACACGCGGGCGAGGCUGAGCUCACUGUGGAGAUCGUCUCGGAGACGGGCGCCAAGGUUGAGGUGCGCAUCCAGAACAACAACGACGGCACCUUCUCGGUCACCUACACCCCGGGCUUCCACGGCCUGCACACCAUCACCAUCAAGUACGGGGGCCAGACGGUGCCCAAGUGCCCCAUCCGUGUCCAGGUGGAGCCAGCAGUGGACACCUCUGGCGUCCGGGUCUACGGCCCCGGAGUGGAGCCCAGAGGUGUUCUGCGUGACGUGACCACCCACUUCAUUGUGGACGCCCGCGCACAGACCAAGAGCGGGGGCAGCCACGUCAAGGCCCGCAUCAUCAACCCCUCGGGCAACAACACGGACGCCUACCUCACCGACAAAGGCGACGGCACCUACCGAGUGGAGUACACGGCGUAUGAAGAAGGUAUCCAUCUGAUUGAAGUGCUGUACGAUGACGUUCCCAUUCCAAACAGCCCCUUAAGGGUGGGUGUGGUGGAGGGCUGUGACCCAACACGUGUGCGUGCUUAUGGACCUGGCCUUGAGAAUGGUGUCACAAACAAAUCAAACUGCUUCACAGUGGAGACCAGAGGUGCUGGCACUGGUGGUCUGGGCUUGGCCAUCGAGGGACCAUCAGAGUCUAAGAUGUCCUGCAAAGAUAACAAGGACGGCAGCUGCAGCGUGGAGUAUGUGCCCUUCACUCCCGGUGACUACGACGUCAACAUCACCUACGGAGGCCAGCCCAUCCCAGGCAGUCCAUUCCAUGUGCCGGUGAGGGACAUAGUUGACCCCAGCAAGGUGAAGUGCUCCGGACCCGGACUGGCCCCUGGUGUGAGGGCUCACCAUCCACAGACCUUCACGGUGGACAGCCGACAGGCAGGACAGGCCCCACUGGACGUCAAGCUCUACGGCCCAUCAGGGGCUACUGAGCCUGUUCAGGUCAUGAACAAUGAUGAUGGAACGCACACGGUCAACUACACACCCGCCCAGGAAGGUCCUUACGCCGUGUCUGUGAAAUACGCUGACCAGGAAGUCCCCCGCAGCCCAUUCAAGGUCAGUGCAGGCCCAGCACACGAUGCCAGCAAAGUCCGUGCCAGCGGUCCUGGUCUGGACACCUCUGGGGUGGCCGCCAGCCUGCCGGUGGAAUUCACCAUCGACGCCCGCGAUGCCGGCGAGGGCCUGCUCACCGUCCAGAUCCUGGAUCCCGAGGGCAAGCCUAAGAAGGCCAGCAUCCACGACAACAUGGACGGCACUUAUACUGUGUCCUAUCUGCCCGACAUGACCGGUCACUACACUAUCACCAUCAAGUAUGGUGGCGAUGAGAUCCCUUACUCCCCCUACCGCAUCCAGUCUCUGCCCACUGGAGACGCCAGCCAAUGCCUCCUCACAGUGUCCAUUGGAGGACACAGAGUCGCGAACCUCGGGCCCAAAAUCCAGAUGGCCCAGGACACUGUCAUCACAGUGGACGCCAAGUCCGCUGGGAAGGGCAAGGUGACCUGCACUGUGCAGACACCCAACGGCAUGGAGAUGGACAUGGAUGUGGUGGAGAACCCCGACGGCACCUUCGACAUCUACUACACAGCGCCCGAGCCGGGCAAGUACGUCAUCACCAUCCGCUUCGGAGGACGGCACAUUCCCAACAGCCCAUUCCACGUCACGGCCACCAAGGAGCCAGUCGUCCCUAGAGAAGACUUAGAGGGCAUGUUCCGCCCCCUCAAUCUUGUCAUCCCCUUCACCGUGCAGCAGGGAAAGAUUACAGGCGAGGUGCGUAUGCCUUCUGGUAAGAAAGCAUGCCCUCAGAUCACGGACAACAAGGAUGGCACAGUGACUGUGAAGUACGCUCCCACUGAGAAGGGCCUGCACGAGAUGGACAUCAAAUACGAAGGCAACCACAUCCCAGGAAGUCCUCUGCAGUUCUAUGUGGAUGCCAUGAACACUGGUCAGGUGACAGCUUAUGGUCCUGGUCUGUGCCACGGCACUGUCAACAAGCCAGCCACCUUCACCGUGGUCACCAAGAACGCUGGGGAAGGUGGUCUUUCUCUGGCUGUGGAAGGACCUUCAAAGGCUGAGAUCACCUGCAAGGACAACAAAGAUGGAACCUGUACUGUGUCUUACCUGCCCACUGCACCUGGCGACUACAGCAUCAUUGUGAAGUUCGACAACAAGCACAUUGCUGGCAGCCCCUUCACUGCCAAGAUCACAGGUGAUGAGUCGCUCAGGACAUCCCAGCUGAACGUCGGCACAGCAGCAGACGUCUCGCUGAAGAUCACAGAGACAGACCUGAGCUCCCUGACGGCCAGCAUCAGAGCACCGUCCGGCAAAGAGGAGCCCUGUCUGCUGAAGAGACUUCCCAACAGGCACAUUGGAAUCUCCUUCACCCCUAAGGAGGUGGGUGAGCAUGUGGUUAGCGUGAUGAAGAGUGGAAAGCAUGUGACAAACAGCCCCUUCAAGAUCAUGGUGGGUCAAUCAGAGAUCGGAGACGCCAGCCGGGUCAAGGCCUUCGGCAAGGGCCUGGUGGAAGGCCACACCUUCGAGUUGGCUGAGUUCUUUGUGGACACCAGGAAUGCAGGCUAUGGUGGACUGGGGCUGUCUAUUGAGGGUCCGAGCAAAGUGGAUAUUAACUGUGAAGAUGCAGAGGAUGGGACAUGCAAGGUGACAUACUGCCCAACAGAGCCUGGCAACUACAUCAUCAACAUCAAGUUUGCCGACAAGCACAUCCCAGGAAGUCCUUUCACAGUGAAGGUGACAGGAGAAGGCAGGAUGAAAGAGAGCAUCAUGAGGAAGAGACAUGCUCCCUCUAUCGCGCCCGUGGGCAGCACAUGCGACCUUAACCUCAAAAUCCCAGGAAACUGGUUCCAGAUGGUGUCCGCUCAGGAGCGUCUGACCCGCACGUUUACACGCAGCAGCCACACCUACACCCGCACCGAGCGUACCGAGAUCAGCAAGGUGCGCGGCGGCGAGACCAAGCGGGAGGUGCGCGUGGAGGAGAGCACGCAGGUCGGCGGCGACCCCUUCCGGGACAUCUUCGGCGACUUCCUGGGAAGGGAGAGGAUGGGCAGUUUCGGAAGCCUGACCACUAGAGCAGAAGGAGAAGCUGGGGUGCAGCCACUGACCGCUCAGGUGACCAGCCCUGGGGGUAAGAUCGCAGACGCAGAGAUCGUGGACGGAGGGGACAGCACCUACAGUGUGCGUUUCGUGCCCCAGGAGACUGGCCCCCACACCGUCAACGUGAAGUACAGGGGCCAGCACGUCCCUGGCAGCCCCUUCCAGUUCACCGUGGGGCCCCUGGGAGAAGGAGGUGCCCACAAGGUGCGGGCUGGAGGCACUGGACUGGCCAGAGGAGUGGCCGGAGUUGCAUCUGAAUUUAGCGUGUGGACACGAGAAGCUGGCGCUGGAGGACUUUCCAUCGCAGUGGAAGGGCCCAGCAAAGCUGAGAUCUCCUUUGAAGACCGGAAGGACGGCUCCUGUGGAGUUUCUUACAUGGUGCAGGAACCAGGUGACUAUGAGGUGUCAAUCAAGUUCAACAACGAGCAUAUCCCUGACAGCCCCUUUGUCGUGCCGAUUGCCUCUCUAUCUGACGACGCACGCCGACUCACUGUCACGAGCUUGCAGGAGAAGGACCUGAAGGUGAACCAGGAGGCCUCCUUUGCUGUGCAGAGAAACGGCGCACGGGGCGUUGUCGAGGCCAAAGUCCACACGCCAUCCGGGAGAGCUGAGGAGUGUUUCGUCACAGAGCUAGACAGCGACAAGAAUGCAAUCAGCUUCAUUCCACGGGAGAACGGCGUCCACUCCAUCGAUGUCAAAUUUAACGGAAGCCACAUUCCUGGAAGUCCCUUCAAUGUGCGUGUGGGCGAACCUGACCAAGCCGCAGACCCAGGCAGAGUGUCCGCCUACGGACCUGGCCUGCAGGGAGGCACCACAGGUGUGCCUGCGGAGUUUGUGGUGAAUAUCUGCAAUGCUGGAUCCGGGGCCCUGUCGGUCACUAUUGAUGGUCCCUCCAAAGCUAAGAUGGACUGCAUGGAAUGUGCAGAGGGCUACAAGAUCAGCUACACACCAAUGGCACCAGGGAACUAUCUCAUCUCCAUCAAGUAUGGAGGACCACAGCAUAUCGUGGGCAGUCCCUUCAAAGCCAAAGUUACAGGUGCGCGUCUGUCGGGAGGCCACAGCAUGCAUGAGACCUCCACGGUGCUGGUGGAGACGGUCACCAAGACCUCUAAGAUGGCCGGCGCCUACAGCUCCAUGUCCAGUGCCAGCAGUGCCACCGCGGCCGCCGCCAAACCCGCAUCGGACGCCAGCAAGGUAGUGUGUCGAGGGCCCGGCCUCUCCAAAGCUCUCGUGGGUCAGAAGAACAACUUCAGCGUGGAUUGCAGCAAAGCAGGUACCAACAUGCUGAUGGUUGGCGUGCACGGCCCGAGAACUCCGUGCGAAGAGGUGUAUGUGAAGCACGUGGGCAACCGCCUCUACAAUGUCACCUACACAGUGAGGGAGAAGGGCAACUACAUGGUCAUCGUCAAGUGGGGAGAUGACACGGUUCCAGGGAGCCCCUUCCAAGUGGCCGUCCCCUGAACACGUCCCCCGGCCCCCCAUCUUGACCUGUCCCUUUUCCACCGCCACCCCAAAGUGCUACGCUGCUACGCACACCUCUGUGGACUGAUUCCCCCAUCUCAAUAUGCACUAAAAAAUGCAAAAAACACAAACAAAAGACAGACUUUUUUCUCUGUUGUGGGGGAAAAAAUGAGAAUCUCACAUUUUUGUGCCAAAUAUUUUAUAUUAACUCUCUGUGCUGUUCUAGAGUACUUCCUCUUUGACAUAGCUGUGUUCACCCUCCCUAAAGCCACUUCCAUAUAAGGCCAACCAGUAUUUCCUCCAUUUAAAUCAAUGUCACACACCUGCUGCAGUCAAAUCAAUCAUUGUUUUUUUGCACAAUUUGCAAGUCAGUCAUGUUCAGCUGUGACAAGACAUGCACACUCUUACACUUAACACUAUCAAACCAACCAUCACAUUUAAACAUUUGGCUUGGCAACAUCACUGUACUGGAAAGAUGUCUCUGGCAAAUUGACACAUUUUACAGACAUUGUGAAUGAUAGCAAUUCUCAACAUGAAGUGAGCAUCUUGCUUCUUGUGUCUACAAUUGGGAGGACCUGGGUGGCCAGGGCUUAAUGUGUGAAUGUUAAACAGUAUUAAAGUGUGUUGUUGUAUGGUUUUAUAUGCUUUAUAAUAAGUUUGUUUUUUGUUAUAUUAACCAAUUGUAAUGGUAAUUUCCUGCAGAUCUAAUAAAAAAAAACUCAACUGCCAA